This is a messenger RNA of Sporisorium graminicola, 495 nucleotides long. RefSeq lists its product as uncharacterized. The coding region runs from base 1 to 495 and encodes 164 amino acids. The transcript is spliced from 2 exons. Lineage: Eukaryota; Fungi; Basidiomycota; Ustilaginomycetes; Ustilaginales; Ustilaginaceae. The record is from RefSeq and is a predicted model, not a curated record.
AUGACCCACAACUUUAUGUGCACCGAUACAGGUAGAGUCGUCCCCGUUGAUCCCGAAACGGGACACCUGCUGCUCAAGGGACUUCGUAAACGAGGCUGGAUCGACGACAUUCUUGGCCAUUCGCACAAGACCGAGCACGGUCGCUGCAAGAAUUCUACGUGGGUGCUGCCUCAGGGCUGGACGCAACCGAUCCCCGUGACGCAGUUCCUGGCCCAGUAUCCUUGGAUGACGGUCGACGAACGCGGGCAGAUUCGACUGCGCGACGACUUCCGUGCUUGGGUGGACCAGCAAGCUGCGGCUAGAGCUGCCAACCCAGCUCAAGCAGCAACGGGUGGUGGUGGAAGCGACUAUGGCGUUGGAGCGGUUCCGGAUGGAGGAGCAGGCUAUAUCCCUCCUUCGGCGAUGCAGGUGGUUGCAGGCACGGGUACCACCUCUGCCUUUGGCCAAAACGCGUUCGGCAAUGGUGUGACAGCGGGAUCUGCUGCGCACGUCUGA